Sycon ciliatum is the source of this 1803-nucleotide messenger RNA. Its product is annotated as pyrroline-5-carboxylate reductase 2-like. The coding region runs from base 329 to 1153 and encodes 274 amino acids. The transcript has 7 exons. The record is from RefSeq and is a predicted model, not a curated record. Gene Ontology annotation, molecular function: pyrroline-5-carboxylate reductase activity. Lineage: Eukaryota; Metazoa; Porifera; Calcarea; Leucosolenida; Sycettidae. Gene Ontology annotation, biological process: L-proline biosynthetic process.
UUCACCACCACUACACCAGUCAGUUCAAACUCGCAUUGUUUGAGAUCUGGGUGGCGAUUCGAAAAUUUCGUUUCUUGGUGAGGCCGAGGGGUGUUCUGUCCAUCAAGGCAAGCUGAAAAGUUGAAGCAGAAUCGUGUACUGAUGGAGUGGAGAGAUUACAAAUACAAGAUCUAGGAGCUGGCAAUGAUUAGUCAACAAUGGAGUCCUGAGAGUUGAGUGCCAUACUGAAGCGGAAGCGGUCGUGACUGAACGGACAUCCAAUUAAUUGUCAUACGGAUUUCAAUACAGUUCUAUGAAGUUCUAGGUCGGAGUGUAUUUAUCGAGGAGAAUGGCGGGAGCGCUGUCAUCAGUGGGCUUCCUUGGUGCUGGCAAAAUGGCCCAAGCGCUCAGUAGAGGCUUCAUAAAAAGCGGAAUUAUUGAAAGCACAUCCAUUUUGGCCAGCGCUCCGCAAAACACGUCAGUCAACCUCAGCCUGAUCAAGGAUCUAGGUGUGCGGACGACGACAGACAACCGAGAAGUCGUACGGAAUAGUAACACGGUGUUCGUAUCCGUGAAGCCCCACGUGGUAACGUCUGUGCUGGACGAGGUGGCGGAAGACGUGAACAAAGACAAGCUAGUCGUCAGUAUAGCGGCCGGUAUCUCUCUCAAGGUGCUACAAUCGAGGUUGCCAGCAUCCGCUCGAGUAGUCCGCGUUAUGCCUAACACCCCGUCAUUAAUACGAGAAGGCUGUUCGGUGUACAGCGUGGGUGAGCAUGUAGUGGAGGGCGACGGUGAGGCGGUCGACAAGCUCAUGAGCAGCGUCGGUUCCUGUGCCAAGGUCACUGAGGCACUAGUGGAGCCCUUCCUGGGUAUCAGCAGUAGUGGAGUUGCCUUCCUGUUCCUGGCCAUGGAAGCAAUGGCAGACGGUGGAGUCAAGAUGGGUAUACCUCGAGCAAUGGCCUACGAAUUUGCAGCGCAGACCAUGAUUGGAGCUGCCAGAAUGGUGAAGGACCUGGAGCAGCAUCCAGCUCAGUGCAAGGAUGAUGUAUGCUCCCCAGGCGGUUGCACUAUGGCCGGGGUACAUGUGCUGGAAAAGGCCGGUUUCCGCGGAUCCCUCAUGGAUGCUGUCGAGGCAGCGACAAAACGAGCGCAGGAGCUCGGAAAGGAUCAGUAAUAUAUUAUCACAGCAGAAUGCUUUUAUUAAGAUUUCAGAGGUGCUGGUAUUUCUCUAACCUAUUCCCGGAUUCUCCCACUGUACAAAGUUUCCCCGGUAUUUAUCCUCCGACAACCUACACUCAUCGCCCCGUUAUCUUGAGAGCUUUGAGUGCUUAUGCAUAUUCUGUUUCAAACCAUUAUACUAGUAGUAGUACAUAGCCUAGGAAAUAGUUGUUUUGUUGUUUGAAAUCAUCAUUGUAGCUUAUGCCCCCUCUGUGAUGUUGAUUAUGUGAGUGCUAGAACCACAUGUUCAGCCUUGCACAGCCCGGGCAGGUCAAACGCCGCGCACUCACGCUCGCCCCUCUAGUAUAGUGGUGAUCACGCUGUGCCGUGGAUACGGUGCACAUAGCCGCCUGCAAAUACGCAAUCACACACGCACAUGUCGCAUGAUGUGCACUCACACACAUACACACACACACACACACACACACACACACACACACACACACACACACACACACACACGCACACACACACUGAUAGAACUGCAGUUGAUUUAUUCCUCUUGAUCUUUUAUUAUUGUUAAAGGCACUUGUUGGCGACCCUACCAACAGCACUAGCUAUUACAUAUGCAUACUAAUAAUUAUGUCAUAAUGACACUGUACUGAA